Molecule: messenger RNA, 1328 nt
Organism: Phoenix dactylifera (date palm)
Lineage: Eukaryota; Viridiplantae; Streptophyta; Magnoliopsida; Arecales; Arecaceae
Product: peroxidase 72-like
Biological process (GO): hydrogen peroxide catabolic process; response to oxidative stress
Molecular function (GO): heme binding; peroxidase activity
Source: RefSeq, a predicted model, not a curated record
UACCCACCCAUCCCUCUCUCUUUCCAUCACAUCUCUCUCUCUCUCUCUCUGUGGGAGUGUGGCUUGCUUUGCUUCUUCUUAGAACAAAGUGUAGCUUCUUAGAAGAGGAAGAACAGAGACAAGAUGGCCAUGUUCAGAAACUUUGCUGUAAUUUUCUCAGUUCUUGCUCUCGUUCCUCUGUGCUUUGCUGCUAGUGGUGGUGGGUACCUCUACCCGCAGUUUUAUGACCACUCAUGCCCCAAGGCUAAGGAGAUUGUCAAGUCUAUCGUUGCCGAAGCUGUGGCUAAGGAGACCAGAAUGGCUGCUUCUUUGCUGAGGCUCCAUUUCCACGACUGCUUCGUUAAGGGAUGUGAUGCAUCUCUCUUGUUGGAUAGCAGCGGAAGCAUUAUUAGUGAGAAGCAGUCCAACCCGAAUCGAAACUCGGCGAGAGGGUUUGAGGUCAUCGACCAAAUCAAGGCUGCAUUAGAAAAGGAGUGCCCACAGAUCGUGUCCUGUGCCGACAUCCUAACUCUUGCUGCUAGAGAUUCCACGAUUCUGGCUGGUGGCCCUAGCUGGGAUGUCCCACUUGGGAGGAGGGAUUCCUUGGGUGCAAGCUUAAGUGGCUCGAACAACGAUAUUCCGGCUCCUAACAACACGCUACCCACCAUCAUCACCAAGUUCAAGCUCCAAGGCCUCGACCUCGUCGAUCUUGUUGCACUCUCAGGCGGGCACACCAUUGGGCUAUCACGGUGCACCAGCUUCAGACAGAGGCUCUACAACCAGUCAGGCAACGGGCUCGCCGAUAGCACCCUGGAGGCUUCCUAUGCUUCCCAGCUGCGAUCAGGCUGUCCGCGAUCCGGUGGCGACAACAAUCUCUUCCCUCUAGACUUGGUCAGUCCCACCAAGUUCGACAACUUCUACUUCAAGAAUAUCUUGGCUUCCAAGGGUCUCUUGAACUCGGACCAGGUGUUAUUCACGAAGAGCGCGGAAACGAUGGCACUGGUGAAGCUCUAUGCCGAGAACAACGAGCUCUUCCUCGAGCAGUUCGCUAGGUCCAUGAUUAAGAUGGGAAACAUCACCCCGCUCACUGGUUCCAGGGGACAGAUUCGGAAGAAUUGCAGGAAGCUUAACUCUUAAUCGAUCGAGCGACGAACCGAUAUGAUCGAGAAACAUGAAGCUGUUCCUACCGUCUUGUUGUAUGUGCUGUACCCCUUUCCUUUCAUUUUUUGAGUGCCUUCGAAGCGAGAGAUGCGAUGCUGCUGCUGUAACCUAUUGGUGUACUGGGAGUUACUCUGUCCUGUUAUUUCAUUUCAAAACAAUAAAUCCAUGCGUUCUUCUUUCGAUCGUCA